ACGGUCAAUAAUAAAUCACUACUUCUCUAAAGUGGCCACCUCUUCUCCCCAACCGUUAGAUCCCACACAUCCCCAUCUCAAAUCUCAAUCACAUCACCCUUUUUUACUGACCCAGAAAAUGACCUUCAAAAACCCAAAAAAAAUAAAAAUAAAAAGAGAGCACCAACGUGGCAGAAAGAAACGUCGAGUCGCCAAACAUUUGCCAAUAUAAGUACCGCCUCACCUCCCCCCAACACGCUAAAAAAUCUUCUUCUUAUUAUCAUUAUUUCCCUAAACUUGAGAGAGAAAAAAGGAAAAAAAAAAAAAUGGAGGAGCAAGGAGGAGAGAGAAUGAAGGGUACAGUGAAGUGGUUCAAUGAUACAAAAGGGUUUGGUUUUAUAACACCUUCAGACGGCGGUGACGACCUUUUCGUCCACCAAUCUUCCAUCCGUUCUGAAGGGUUCCGUAGCCUAGGUGACGGUGAAGAGGUCGAGUUCGUCAUCACUACCGGUGAUGAUGGUAGAACCAAAGCUGUUGAUGUUACUGGUCCUAACGAGGGUUCCAUCCAAGGCUCCACUCGUCGCUCCGGCGGUGGAGGCGGCGGUGGUGGUGGGAGUUACGGCGGUGGUGGCGGGAGUUACGGGGGCGGUGGUGGGUAUGGUGGUGGAGGUGGGUAUAACGGUGGUGGUGGAGGGAGGAGAUCUGGUGGCGGAGGAUAUGGAGGUGGGUCCGGUGGAGGGUAUGGAGGUGGGUCUGGAGGAGGAAGUUGUUAUAGCUGUGGUGAGCCAGGUCAUAUGGCAAGGGAAUGUCCAAGAGGUGGUAGCGGUGGUGGUGGUGGUGGAAGGUACGGUGGAGGUGGCGGAGGAGGUGGUGGUGGAUGUUAUUCGUGUGGUGGUGAAGGGCACUUUGCAAGGGACUGUCCUGCUGCUCGUUGAUCGUUUGUUAAUUAAUAUUAAGAUAUGUGUGUUUUUUAAGGUUAAAGAUGGGUCUUUGUUAUUAGUUUUUAUUUUUGGGAUGGUUUUAAUGUUUUAGUAGUUUAUGAUUAGAGAGAAUAUUUUGAUGUUUAUUUCUCUCUGUUAUUAUCGGCUAUGGUGAUGGACUGAUGGUGAUAUUUUAGGGUUUGGAGUCUUUUGUUGGUUUUUGUCAUUAAGAAAGUGGUGUUGUUUAACGUUGGAUAUUUUAGAGGUUGUUCAAAUAUCUUUGUUCUAAUCUCUGUUUAAAAUGUCAAUAUGAAUACACUUCCCUUCUUUAAA
Molecule: messenger RNA, 1232 nt
Organism: Beta vulgaris subsp. vulgaris (sugar beet)
Lineage: Eukaryota; Viridiplantae; Streptophyta; Magnoliopsida; Caryophyllales; Amaranthaceae
Product: glycine-rich protein 2
Exons: 1
Coding region: 306-914 (202 amino acids)
Molecular function (GO): zinc ion binding; nucleic acid binding
Source: RefSeq, a predicted model, not a curated record